This is a messenger RNA of Anolis carolinensis (green anole), 1534 nucleotides long. RefSeq names its product vesicle associated membrane protein 4 (gene vamp4). NCBI's taxonomy places the organism in Eukaryota, Metazoa, Chordata, Lepidosauria, Squamata, Anolidae. The transcript has 8 exons. Gene Ontology annotation, cellular component: trans-Golgi network; SNARE complex; membrane. The record is from RefSeq and is a predicted model, not a curated record. Gene Ontology annotation, biological process: Golgi ribbon formation; SNARE complex assembly; vesicle-mediated transport. Bases 114 to 623 code for a protein of 169 amino acids.
UGACGUCACCCCCGCCUCCUCAGACAUUUCUGUGCCGGUCCGGAACAGGAAGCCGAUGAAGAGGAGCGGGGUCUUCUGGGAAGAAGUCUACGCGCUCCUGAGAGGCCCGUCGUAUGAAUGGGGAUGGAAGUGGUCGGAUAAGGCAGUUUUCCACUUCUUCUCAUAUUGGACAGCAAAAGCAGCACUUGUAUGAAAACAUGCCUCCAAAAUUCAAGCGGCAUCUCAAUGAUGAUGAUGUUACUGGGUCAGUAAAAAGUGAGAGGAGAAACCUCCUUGAGGAAGAUUCUGAUGAAGAGGAGGACUUUUUUUUGAGAGGACCAUCAGGUCCAAAGUUUGGGCCAAAGAAUGAGAAGAUCAGGCAUGUUCAAAACCAGGUUGAUGAAGUUAUUGAUGUCAUGCAAGAGAACAUCACCAAGGUGAUAGAAAGGGGAGAACGGUUGGAUGAUUUGCAGGAUAAGUCAGAAAGCUUAUCAGACAACGCAACAGCUUUUAGCAACCGAUCCAAACAGCUCCGAAGACAAAUGUGGUGGCGAGGUUGCAAGAUGAAGGCUAUUGUGGCUCUAGUUGCUGUUGUUGUCCUGCUAGUGAUAAUUGUUCCCAUCAUCCUCAAAUACCAUACUUGACUUGCUGAUGGACAUCACUGCGGAUAUGACUUCAGGAUGGCAGCAAAACAAGCAGCUGUGUGAUACAGUGGAACAAAAAGUGUAUAUAGCUUUGACAUGUUCUCCCAUCCCACCCCAAGAAGGCAAGUGCCCAAUGCUAACAAGAUUCAGAGGACCUGGGAAAUCAUACUUCUUUAGCCAAUUCCGAUGUCAAUAGCAAAUUCAAAACCUGUUGUCUUCUGAGAGGAAGCUCUCCUGCCAUUAUUUGUUUCCCUUUUUUAAGGAUACACAGACACAUAUAUGGAAUGUCCAAAAAUUGUGUAUACUCUUUAACUGGUUAUAAUUAUGGAAUGUUUUUAUAUAAAAAGAACCACCCUUAAGAGGAUUAAAGAUUGCAAUAACAGAGAAAUGUCAUGAAAUUACAAGAGGAACUUUUAAGUGAGGUUUGCAACAGUACUUCAACAGUGCAAGAAGUGCUGUGCAGGGAUGACAAUUUGAACAUCUUACAUAAAACUAAUUUAAGAUGGAACACGUAACUCUGAUUGAAUCAUUAUAGCAUUAUUGUGUUUACUUAGAUUAUUCGCUAUUAAAGGAUACAUACAUUUUUGGGACACUGUGUAUGUGUGUAUAUAUAUAUAAAUAGAGAAAGAGAUGCUAAUUAUGUUAUUUAUAAUUUAAACUAUUUCCUCUUCAUUGCUGACUGGAGGAAGAAUAUGGGAAGGAUUCAGUGUGUAUAUAUAUUUAUAUAUAAUUGUUUAAAAAUCCUAUCUAUUCAGUUGAAUAACUGUGAUGAUGCCACUUUCUCAUUGUAAAAAGCAAACAUGAUUUUGUAAACAGUAUGUGCUUGUUAACCCAGAAACUCCAUGUUCUUGGUGUUAUUGCUUAUGAAUGUGACAUAAAAACAUUCGAGUAAAAUACUAUUUUUGACUGUA